Lactuca saligna is the source of this 531-nucleotide messenger RNA. Lineage: Eukaryota; Viridiplantae; Streptophyta; Magnoliopsida; Asterales; Asteraceae. The record is from the annotation of a GenBank genome assembly.
AUGCAUGAUCCAUUCCUAAUGAAGAGUAUUCCUGAUGUAUUUCAUGAUUACAUCGACAAGAUACAAGAUGUACUCGGUGAUGGAAACUGUGGGUUUCGAGCGGUAGCUGUUAGUCUGGGGCACAGUGAAGACCAAUGGCUAUACAUUAGGCAACAAUUGCUUGAAGAGUUAGAAAGUCAAUUUUAUGCAUACCAACAAGUUUUUACUGAUGGGUUCAAUGAGAUACAAGAUGUACUCGGUGAUGGAAACUGUGGGUUUCGAGCGGUAGCUGUUAGUCUGGGGCACAGUGAAGACCAAUGGCUAUACAUUAGGCAACAAUUGCUUGAAGAGUUAGAAAGUCAAUUUUAUGCAUACCAACAAGUUUUUACUGAUGGGUUCAAUGAGUCAUUCCAUUCCAGAUUAAAAAUUUAUUCUCGAAGAAUCGUUGUUGAAAACUCGACUGAAAACUUCAAUGAGGAAUUGCUGUUGAACAAUCAACCGAAAACUCCAUCUCGCAUCUACCAAUACAAAGUCACAGUUUGGUUGCUGUAA